This is a messenger RNA of Lathyrus oleraceus (garden pea), 1733 nucleotides long. RefSeq names its product aspartic proteinase Asp1. Gene Ontology annotation, biological process: proteolysis. The transcript has 9 exons. The record is from RefSeq and is a predicted model, not a curated record. NCBI's taxonomy places the organism in Eukaryota, Viridiplantae, Streptophyta, Magnoliopsida, Fabales, Fabaceae. Gene Ontology annotation, molecular function: aspartic-type endopeptidase activity. The coding region runs from base 193 to 1554 and encodes 453 amino acids.
GCAAAAUUUAGUGACUAGUAUUUUGACUACUAAAUUUUAACUUGACUUAGUCAAUUUUUGGAAGCAUUAAAUCAAGUUGGUACUGCCAACUGCCACCAGAUAAACAGACAUUUGUCUCCAAAAACUUCUUCAAUCUCUUCCUAUAACCAUUUCACCCUUUUCCCUCUUUCACUUCAAUUUCUCCUUCAAAAAAUGGAUUUCAAAAUCAACGAAGGAUCAAAACCAUUUCUCUCACUUUUUCUCUUUCUGCUGUUUUCUUCCAUUUUCCCGCUUUCUUUCUCAGCUGCCAAUAAACCCCUUAACUCCGAUAAACUCCACCGGCUUGUUUCCUCCGCCGUUUUCCGUCUUCACGGAAAUGUUUACCCCCUAGGGUAUUAUACAGUGUCUCUCAAUAUUGGUUAUCCUCCAAAGAUUUAUGACCUUGAUAUUGACUCAGGUAGUGACCUCACUUGGGUUCAGUGUGAUGCACCAUGUAAUGGUUGCACCAAGCCUCGUGAGCAACUCUAUAAACCCAAAAACAAUCUUGUGCAAUGUGUGGACCAAUUGUGUGCUGGAGUGCAUUUAACAUCAGACUAUCACUGUGAUACCCCGAAUGACCAGUGUGACUAUGAGGUUGAGUAUGCAGAUCAUGGGUCGUCUCUGGGGGUCCUCGUCCGAGACUAUGUUCCGCUUCAAUUCACUAAUGGAUCUGUGCUACACCCUAAGAUAGCCUUUGGAUGUGGAUAUGAUCAAAAGUAUUCUGGUCCUACCUCUCCACCUGCUACCACCGGAGUUCUUGGCCUUGGCAAUGGCAGGACAAGUGUUUUGUCUCAGCUUCACUCUCUAGGUCUGAUUCGCAACGUAGUUGGUCAUUGCUUAAGUGGUCGAGGAGGGUAUCUAUUCUUUGGAGAUGAUUUCAUUCCCUCAUCAGGAAUUGUUUGGAUACCCAUGUUGCCUAGUUCUUCAGAAAAACACUACAGUUUAGGACCAGCAGAGCUUCUUUUCAAUGGAAAGCUUACUACUGUUAAAGGUCUUGAACUUAUUUUCGAUAGUGGAAGCUCUUACACUUACUUCAAUUCCAAAGCUUAUCAUGCUAUUGUUGAUCUGGUAAAUAAUGAAUUAAAGGGAAAACAACUGACAAGAGCAACUGAGGAUCCAUCUCUUCCAAUUUGUUGGAAGGGUGCAAAGUCUUUCAAAUCUGUAACUGAUGUCAAAAACUAUUUCAAGCCCUUAGCUUUGAGAUUCAAAAAAGGGAAGAAUUUGCAGAUGCUAAUACCACCAGAAGCCUAUCUCAUUGUUACAAAACAUGGAAAUGUUUGCUUGGGGAUUCUGGAUGGCACUGAAGUAGGACUAGGAGAUCUUAACAUAAUAGGAGACAUCUCUUUACAAGAUAAGAUGGUAAUAUACGACAACGAGAGGCAGCAGAUUGGAUGGAUUUCUUCUGAUUGCGAUAGGAUACCCAAUAUCGAUCGUGACUUUGAAGGUGAUGCUUUUCCACACCCUUAUGCAGCCAAUUUGGGUAUCUUUGAGGACCAAUGUCCCGCCGCUUCUGAAAUGUCAGACAGAUACCAAUGAGUUGCUUGGCAGAGGAUGUCUAUAGAUAGUUUGGAUUAGCAUAUAUAAUUCCAUUAUGUACAACAUAUACAGAUUUUUUUGUCAACUUACUAUGAUGUAAAUGCUUCAUCAGCUACAAUGUUUGACAGUAAAGUAGGCAUAUUGUUCAAAAUACAACUACCAUUGGAGCAUUCUGUUCA